Molecule: messenger RNA, 4108 nt
Organism: Truncatella angustata
Lineage: Eukaryota; Fungi; Ascomycota; Sordariomycetes; Amphisphaeriales; Sporocadaceae
Product: vegetative incompatibility protein HET-E-1
Exons: 4
Coding region: 170-4039 (1289 amino acids)
Molecular function (GO): protein binding
Source: RefSeq, a predicted model, not a curated record
UUUCUUUUCUUCUUUUUUUUCUUCUUUCUUUUCGCUACUUGAUAUCCGUAAAGCUGGGUCUGAUCAGGCCUCGUCCACUGAGAGCCUCUUGAGCGCCAUACUACUACAAUUUGUACUAAUUCCUAAUAUUGCUACGGUGACUACCGCCUCUGUGGUUCUAAGCUUGACAAUGCGCCUCCUGCAGCUUGGACCUAGCGAUGAAUUGACCCUCGCCGGACCCUUUCUGCCACAAGAUUGUCCUCCAUUUGCCAUACUAUCACAUACUUGGGGAGAAGACGAUGAUGAGGUCGAUUUUCAGGAUAUCAUUACAAGGAAGGGACAAGAAAAGACUGGCUACCAGAAGAUAUUGUUCUGCGGAAGGCAGGCUAAGCGCGAUGGUCUGGAUCAUUUCUGGGUUGACACUUGCUGCAUCGAUAAGGAUAGCUUCCAAGAGCUCUUGACGGCCAUCAACUAUAUGUUUCUCUGGUAUUCGACUGCCCAGAAAUGUUACGUAUAUUUGGCAGAUGUUCCACAAGAUGGCCAUAUGUAUAUGGCCGAAUCACAGCGCGCGACAUGGGAUCUUGAUCUUCGGAACAGCAAGUGGUUCACCCGAGGAUGGACACUGCAAGAGCUUAUCGCGCCGCGGUCAGUGGAAUUCUUCUCGUUCAUCGGCGAGCGGCUUGGCGACAAGGCAUCCUUAGAGCAGAUGAUUCACGAAAUCACACGGAUACCGACUCGUGCACUCCAGGGAUACCCACUUUCCGAGUUCGAUGCCGAGGAACAAAUAUCAUGGUCGACUCAUCGAAAAACCAAAUACGCAGAAGACAAAGCUUACUCCUUGCUGGGUAUGCUAGGAGUAGAGAUGCGGUUGUUGUAUGGCGAAGGGGAGGAAAAAGCGUUCGAGCGCCUCCGAACAAAAAUUUCAAGACGACGUUCGGUACAGUCCGAAGUGUUGGCGAAGCUCCUCAUAGCUGAGGGUGCUACAUUCGACUCCCAUGCUGACGAGCACAACUCGCAAUGUCUUCCAGAUACUCGAACCGAAGUCCUACAUGAGAUUACCAAAUGGGCGUAUCAGCCUCUUUCCAAGACCGUUUACUGGCUGAACGGAAUGGCCGGGACCGGAAAAUCGACCAUAUCGCGCACGCUCGCUUACAAGUUCUCGGUAGAUAACAGACUUGGAGCUACAUUUUUCUUCAAAAGAGGCGAGGGCGAUCGUAGUAGGAUGUCCAAGUUCUUUAUGACGAUUGUUAGUCAACUUAUACAACAAUUGCCAGAUAUAGCUGGACAUGUACAGGCUGCUAUGGAAGCGGAACCUGCUAUUGGUUCAAAAGCAAUGCGAGAACAAUUUCAAAAGCUAAUCAUCAACCCGAUCUCCCAAAUCUCGCUUAGCAUCAAUCAGCCUCGUAUAUGUCUGAUUGUCAUUGACGCACUUGAUGAGUGUGAGCGGGAAGAAGAUAUCAGAGUCCUCAUCAAUUUGUUGUCAAGAGCCAGAAUGACCAAGAAACUCCAGCUCAAAUUCUUCCUUACGAGCCGUCCGGAGCUGCCUAUCCGCCUAGGCUUUAAAGCUAUUAGCGGCACAUAUGAAGACUUCAUUCUCCACGAGGUGGCAGAGCCAAUGAUUGAACACGACUUGGCCGUGUACUUUAAGUGUAACCUCCAGCGAGUACGGCUUGAUUUCAACCAAAGCACUUCUGAAGAACGACAUCUGUCGACAAGCUGGCCAAGUGAAGCGAAUCUUCGCGUGCUUGUGGAGAUGGCAGUUCCUCUCUUCAUCUUCGCCGCUACUGUCUGUCGAUUCGUGGCUGAUCGUAAAGGUGGCAGUCCUCAAAAGAAGCUACAACGUGUUCUAGGCUUCCGGUCGACCCAAGGAUCCAGGCUUACCGCUACGUACGAACCGGUGCUAGAACAGUUAACGAUAAAUCUACCACUAGAAGAACAGAAAGAGGUCUUACAUCAAUUCCAGAUGAUUGUUGGACCGAUAGUAAUUCUAGCGAGUCCCCUCUGCUUGAAUUCACUAGCAGAAUUGCUCAACAUUUCGACUAGUGAUAUCCUAGAUAUUCUGGAUUUUCUUCAUUCAGUUCUACAUAUUCCGACAUUGCCAAAACAGCCUAUUCGACUGUUACACUUAUCCUUUCGUGACUUUUUAAUCGACCCGGCAAGGAAAGAAGACCCCUUUUGGAUAAAUGAACAAGAUAUUCAUCGACAACUUGCCCAUCAUUGCCUUCGUGUGCUGAGCAGAUCACUAAGAACCGAUAUAUGCAAAGUCGUGGCUCCCGGAACGCUGGCCUCUUCUAUUCCUAUAGUCGAAAUCAACACGCAUAUAUCACUUGAACUACAAUAUGCAUGUCGCUUUUGGGUGUAUCAUCUUCACGAAUCACUACCCGCCACUCUGGACACGCCCGGGAUCUGGAACUUCCUGUCGUCGCAAUUUUUACAAUGGUUAGAAACGCUAAGCUGGAUGGGCAGACUCUCAGAGAGUCUAAUAAUGAUCAAGUCUUUGCGAUUAAUUAUCCCAUCAGAAAAGUGCGAAGAGCUUACGAAUUUCUUAAAUGACUCAGUACGGUUUAUCCAAGCCAUGAGUCCGAAUAUACAGGCAGCUCCCCUUCAAGUAUACUUAUCAGCAUUAAUAUUCUCUCCGAAUCAAAGCAUUAUUCGUAACUGUUUCAAGCAUAAUAUAUCAAACUAUUUGGCUUUAGAACCUAGAAUGCUAUUCUAUUGGAGCGAGCGGCAGGCGACACUCGAGGGGCAUACAAGUUGGGUCUGUUCGGUAGCCUUCUCGCCAGACGGCCAGCAAAUAGCGUCGGCAUCGUACGACAUGACCGUAAUCCUCUGGUUGGCCGAGACAGGCGAGAAGCAAGCGACGCUCGAGGGGCAUACGGGUCGGGUCCGUUCGGUAGCCUUCUCGCCAGACGGCCAGCAAAUAGCGUCGGCAUCAGACGAUAACACCGUAAUCCUCUGGUCGGCCGAGACAGGCGAGAAGCAAGCGACGCUCGAGGGGCAUACCAGUUGGGUCCGUUCGGUAGCCUUUUCGCCAGACGGCCAGCGUAUAGCGUCGGCAUCAGACGACAUGACCGUAAUCCUCUGGUUGGCCGAGACGGGCGAGAAGCAAGCGACGCUCGAGGGGCAUAUGGGUCGGGUCUGUUCGGUAGCCUUCUCGCCAGACGGCCAGCGUAUAGUGUCGGCAUCAGACGAUAACACCGUAAUCCUCUGGUCGGCCGAGACAGGCGAGAAGCAGGCGACACUCGAAGGGCAUACGGGUCCGGUCUGUUCGGUAGCCUUCUCGCCAGACGGCCAGCGUAUAGUGUCGGCAUCAGACGACAAGACCGUAAUCCUCUGGUCGGCCGAGACGGGCGAGAAGCAAGCGACACUCGAAGGGCAUACGGGUCCGGUCUGUUCGGUAGCCUUCUCGCCAGACGGCCAGCGUAUAGCGUCGGCAUCGUACGACAUGACCGUAAUCCUCUGGUCGGCCGAGACAGGCGAGAAGCAAGCGACGCUCGAAGGGCAUACAGGCCUGGUCCGUUCGGUAGCCUUCUCGCCAGACGGCCAGCGUAUAGCGUCGGCAUCAGACGACAAGACCGUAAUCCUCUGGUCGGCCGAGACAGGCGAGAAGCUAGCGACGCUCGAGGGGCAUACAGGCCUGGUCCGUUCGGUAGCCUUCUCGCCAGACGGCCAGUGUAUAGCGUCGGCAUCAGACGACAAGACCGUAAUCCUCUGGUCGGCCGAGACGGGCGAGAAGCAAGCGACGCUAGAAAUUGGGCUUGUUCACGAUUUGCGUUUUAACUUAACAGGCACACAACUCCUAACGAAUCGCGGGUCGUUUGUUAUAAAUCUUACAAAUGACAUUAGUUCCGAGACAUCCCAUGGUACUUCCUUCGGUGAUAAUGUUUGCAUUAGCUAUGGAAUUAGCAAAGACAAGUGCUGGGUCACUUUUAAUGGACAAAAUAUUCUGUGGCUACCCACCGAGUAUCGUUCCAUACACUCCGCAGUCUUUGGCAACACGGUUGCCAUCGGUUGCUCUUCCGGCUGUGUCUUGAUCCUGCGGAUUGUGCAUGAAAACUGAGGUCACUUCAAAUCAUUCUUUUUUGCUCAUCUCUUUGCAAAGGAGGGCACAAGGGUAGCUUUUAUAUAU